Messenger RNA from Desarmillaria tabescens, 2563 nucleotides. RefSeq names its product ADC synthase. Bases 222 to 2417 code for a protein of 731 amino acids. The record is from RefSeq and is a predicted model, not a curated record. Gene Ontology annotation, biological process: 4-aminobenzoate biosynthetic process. Gene Ontology annotation, cellular component: cytoplasm. Gene Ontology annotation, molecular function: aminodeoxychorismate synthase activity. The transcript is spliced from 3 exons. NCBI's taxonomy places the organism in Eukaryota, Fungi, Basidiomycota, Agaricomycetes, Agaricales, Physalacriaceae.
CCGGAUUUGCCUCUUACUUCCAUGUCUUCCGGUCUGACUCGAUAAAAAAUGCUAAAGAACCAAAACACAAUCAUCUCGUCCCGACACACUCCCUCUUGCCAUAUCACAUCGCUUCUCUGCUAGCUAGAACCCCUACGGUUCCCAAAACGUGCCAAAUUUUUCUAAUUAUACCGCGGUACCCGACAUACAGAUACAACUCAUUUUAAUCGCCUCUAUCCCAAAUGACAUUCGAUCCUCCAAGGCUAUUGCUUAUCGAUUCCUACGACUCGUUUACCUUCAAUUUAGCAUCCUUAUUUCGACAAUCUAUUCCCGGAUGCUGCAUCCACAUCCUGAAGAACGACAAACUCACGAUAUCUGAUUUGUUGCCUCAUCUGAAACACUUUUCGGCCAUCGUAGUAGGGCCUGGACCUGGUUCACCGGACAAUAAUCAGGACAUUGGUAUCGUCAGGGAUUUAUGGGAUGUUUCUGAACAGCAUAUGCUGCCCAUCUUUGGCGUUUGUCUCGGCCUUCAAAGUCUCGCACUCACUUAUGGCGCAGAGUUGCAUCGUCUGCCCAUCGUAAAACAUGGACAGAUAUCACAUAUCGUGCAUACCGGCCAGAGUCUGUUCGAAGGGGUGGGCCGUGUGGAAGCUGUGAGAUAUCACUCAUUACACGUCACUCUAUUGGAAGGCGGCUUCAUAGAGCCGCUAGCAUGGGCAGACGAUGAACCGGAGAAUGGAAGGGUCCUCAUGGCUAUUCGACACAAGACCCAGCCUUUUUGGGCAGUCCAGUAUCACCCGGAAUCCACUCGUACUUCUGGCGGUGGACAUGAGGUUGUCGCGAACUUUUGGCGUCUAGCGCAACACUGGGUUCGAAAACACGGGAGGAGAACGAGUCUUUGGUGUGAGAGCGCCCAUCGCGUUUUCGGAUCCUCUUGGCCUCAAGCUUCCCCCAUACACCAAUCGCUUCCCUAUUCUUUCCAACCCACUUUGUCCGUUCAUACCAUUGUUGUUGACGCACCCACAAUAUCCGUGAUGAGCAUCUGUGACAUGCUUGGAGCAGACGACGAACAGCAGUCAUUCGUUCUCUUGGACUCUGCUGCUCGCCCAGGCCGAUUUUCAAUUGUAGCUUCCAUGCAGCCCUUCGCCCUUCAGAUUACUUAUAAUGUCGACCAACCUUUCGUUCGUUUGACUAGAGGAACUACAACCGCGUACGAGAAACUUGGGGACCAUGACAUAUGGUCAUGGCUGGCGAGUUUCAUGCACAGUCGAAGGGCAUGGGGCGGUAGACCUGAGAUUCCGUUCUGGGGCGGGCUGAUAGGGCUUUUGAGCUAUGAAGUAGGCGCCUCCUCUCUGGGGAUUUCUCCACGGUCUAGGAAUGAGCCUGAUCGCAAGCAUCCUCAUCCCGACGUCAACUUCGCAUUCAUUGAAAGGAGCAUCGUUGUAGAUAAUUUUACUGGCAAAAUAUAUGUCCAGUCAAUCAUUCCCGAUGAUGAUGCUUGGCUAUCUGAAACAUCUCUACUGUUUCAAAAGCAGCCAGACCCGGUCCAUCAGGAAUGCUCGCUUCCGCACGACAAAGUGGCCGUCUCUCAUGCUACGGUAACCCUCCCGGAUAAGGACCGGUACAUCUCCAACAUUAAGCAGGCCAUGGAGCAUUUAUUCUGUGGAAACUCCUACGAACUCUGCCUCACUGCACAUACACGAAUUCAGACGUCCGUGAAGUCAUCUUGGAGUCGUUAUAAAGCACUGCGCCAAACUAACCCCGCUCCGCAUUCCGCCUUCCUACGUUUAUCUCCCACAACCUUCUUAUCGUCUUCCCCCGAACGUUUUCUCUCCUUCUCUCGUCCGCCGAAUUCCAUUUAUCAAUUAAGGCCAAUUAAGGGUACUAUCCGGAAUGGCCCAGAUAUCGAUCGUGCAUAUGCAGAAAAGGCCCUCGCCGGAAGCCCCAAGGAGGUCGCAGAAAACCUGAUGAUCGUGGACCUCAUCAGGCAUGAUCUUCACAGCGUGGUCGGUGAAGGUGUCACUGUACAACAGUUUUGCGCCGUAGAGGAAUACGAAACUGUCUGGCAGCUUGUCAGUGUUAUUGAGGGCCAAUCGUCUUCUGAAGAAUCGGGGGGUUGGGAAGUGUUGCGGAGCAGUUUACCGCCUGGUAGCAUGACUGGCGCUCCGAAGAAGCGAAGCAUGGAGAUCUUGCAAGAUCUCGAGGAAUCAGACCGUAGCUUGUAUUCGGGGGUGUUUGGAUACUGGUGUGUAGGAGGCGGGGGAGAUUGGGCAGUGACGAUACGAAGUGCAUUCCGACAUGAUGAUCCCACUGUUCAACCCGUUAACGAGGAAUGGGUAGUCGGCGCUGGCGGUGCUAUAACUGCUCUAUCUGAUCCUGAGGCGGAGUGGGAUGAGAUGAUUAUCAAACUUCAGAGUGUUUUGAGGACGUUUGAUUAAUGUUUUUCAUCCUUCUGAUCUGAUUUAUUAUUAUUACUUUUACUUACCACUAUAGACGACUGGAUAACAUUACACUUCAAGUUAGACAUCAACUGUUUGCAUCGUACAUUGUAUCCAUACUUCCUCUGAAUUCAACUUCAUUUUAC